Linepithema humile (Argentine ant) is the source of this 2248-nucleotide messenger RNA. RefSeq names its product Autophagy-related protein 3 (gene Atg3). The record is from RefSeq and is a predicted model, not a curated record. Gene Ontology annotation, cellular component: cytosol; phagophore assembly site. Gene Ontology annotation, biological process: autophagy of mitochondrion; autophagosome assembly; nucleophagy. Gene Ontology annotation, molecular function: Atg8-family ligase activity. NCBI's taxonomy places the organism in Eukaryota, Metazoa, Arthropoda, Insecta, Hymenoptera, Formicidae.
CUGUCAGACAUUGCGUGUGUUCUGCUGUGUUCUACACGAAUCGAUCCGGCAAGCCGGAAAGAAGGUAUAACAAGCAAGUGUCGCAUUAUAAUACGUAAAGAAAAUCUCCAACGACAUGAGACUUCCAUGAAUGAUACCGUCUUCUCUCUCAUAUUUACGCUCACCACUUUCGGACUGUCUCUCUCUUUUUUUGGUAUCCUUGUGAACACAGCAGACAGCUAGUUGUCAAUAAUGCAAAGUGUAAUAAAUUCAGUAAAAGGCACGGCGUUGGGCGUCGCUGAAUACUUGACGCCAGUACUGAAGGAAAGCAAGUUCCGAGAAACAGGUGUUUUGACACCAGAAGAAUUUGUAGCCGCUGGAGAUCAUUUGGUGCAUCAUUGUCCCACGUGGCAGUGGGCUACUGGUGACGAGGAUAGAGCAAAGUCUUACUUACCAAAAGGCAAACAGUUUCUGCUAACUCGCAAUGUUCCCUGCACACGACGAUGCAAGCAGAUGGAGUAUAGCAACGAACAGGAAUGCAUUAUAGAAGCAGAUGAUCCCGAAGGUGGUUGGGUGGAUACUCAUCAUUAUGCCACCAGUCUAGCUGGCUUGGAUGAAAGAGUAACAGAAAUGGCGUUGGAGGAGACAUCGGAAGCUCCAGCCCAAACUGAAGAUAAUGCAGAUGAAGAUGAGGAUGAUGAGGACGCUGCCGACAUGGAAGCUUUUGAAAUUAGUGGAAUGCUAGAUGAUCAGGAUAAGCACGCGACAACAGAAAGUACAAAGAAAAGUAGCCAAGAGAAACGGAACUCAUUUACGGAGGGAGAAAUUAUUCACACUCGCACCUACGACUUGUACAUUACAUACGAUAAAUACUAUCAAACGCCUAGAUUAUGGUUAUUUGGAUACAAUGAGAACCGAAAGCCACUUAGCGUAGAAGAAAUGUAUGAAGACGUCAGUCAAGAUCACGCGAAGAAGACAGUUACGAUGGAAACUCACCCGCACUUGCCCGGUCCUCCUAUGGCUUCUGUUCAUCCCUGCAGGCAUGCCGAAGUAAUGAAGAAGAUUAUGGAGACAGUAAUGGAGGGCGGCGGAGAAUUGGGAGUGCAUAUGUACCUUAUAAUAUUUCUCAAGUUUGUUCAGUCUGUCAUACCGACGAUCGAAUAUGACUACACGCAAAACUUUAUGCUAAACGCAAUCGGCUAAAUGUAUUGUUAUGAUUAAAUAACUAGCAUUCUAUUGUAAUUAAUAUAAAUUGCUUACAAAUUGUAUUCAAUGGAUAUGCGGGAUAUUUGUGUAUCGAUGUUUACUACGCUUUUCAUCAUCACGUAUGUGCGAAAAUAUGAAAAUCGUGAGGAUAUUCGAUAUCGCGUAAGGAUCCAAGAAUGUACAAUUAUAUGUAUUAUGAAUUUGAGAAUCUAGAAAGCACGGUAUCUAAGGGAAUCUAGCGUCGAAUGUGAGCAUUCAGUUCAGAGAGUUUAAAUGAUAUUAAAUCGCCCGGAUUUCAAGCGUUUCGCAUUUUAAAAUCCAUUUAUAUACUCAUCCUAAUUAAUUUUAAGUAAAAUGUACCUCCACAGCAAGUGCACAUUACAACACGUUUUUUACAUUGCGAUAUAAUUGAGUUAAGUUGAUAUUAUUUGACGUGAUACGGACGUCAAGACAAUAAGUGAAAAAUAAAGGCUAUGUUGAAAGCAACGAAAAAUCUCACAAAAAUACGAAAGUAAUUUCCUACAAUUAAUUAAGCUAAUUAUCUGCUAGCUUAUUUAUUUACAAAAAGAAGCUGAAAUAUUUAUCAAAAUCGAUUAUAGUUAUUUAUUAGGAAAAUAAAUGUAAAUAUUCCGAAUUACCUGUGUGUGAUCAAUUUAUUUGCAGAAUUAUGUAUAUAAUCGAAUAACGACACGAUAAAUUAAGACUGUACACUUAAUCUUGAAACUGAAGAAAUUAAUAGAAAAAAUUAUAGAACUAAUUAAAAAAAAAAACUGCGAACGCUACUGAAGACCGGGUGUAGUAUUGCUCGAAGUAUAGCCAAGUACACGGUUCUGCGAUUAUGGUGCCACAUUUUUCAGUCAACCCAUUUCCUUUAUUUUCUUUCUCACACGUCGGAAAUACACAUAAUUACUUGCCGUUAUACUGAUAAUUCGUAACACCCCCAUAAAUUUACUGACAUAUAAAUUAACAUAAGCGCGAUUAGAUGAAUUGCUCGUUUGAUAAAAUAAACAGGCUCUACACGGCACGAUAUCGUCCACAUUAUUUUACGAGCAAUUAGAUAAAA